AUGAACAGGUACAAGGUGAUCAAGCAGAUGGGCGAUGGCACGUACGGCACCGUCUGGAAGGCCAUGAACCUCCACACCAAUGAAAUCGUUGCGGUGAAAAAGAUGAAGCGGAAAUUCUACUCCUGGGAAGAGUGUAUGAGUUUGAGAGAAGUCAAGUCGCUGCGCAAGCUGAACCACAGCAACAUCGUGCGGCUGAAGGAGGUGAUCCGCGAGAACAACGAGCUAUUCUUCAUCUUCGAAUACAUGGACUGUAAUUUGUAUCAAGUCAUGAAGGACAGGGAGACGCUUUUCCCCGAGUCAAAAAUACGCAGCUGGAUGUACCAGGUGCUGCAAGGGCUAGCGUACAUGCACAAGCAUGGGUACUUCCACCGCGACUUAAAGCCCGAGAACCUUCUGGUGACAAAGGACGUGAUCAAGGUGGCGGACUUUGGGCUCGCGCGGGAGGUGCGGUCGCGGCCGCCCUUCACAGACUACGUUUCCACAAGAUGGUACCGUGCUCCAGAGGUGCUGCUGCAGUCCACAGUGUACAACGCCCCCAUUGAUAUGUGGGCGAUUGGGGGCAUAAUGGCGGAGCUAUUUUCUCUCCGCCCGCUCUUCCCUGGCGCCAGCGAGAUUGACGAGAUAGUGAAGAUCUGCUCGGUCAUCGGCACGCCCACGGUGCACACGUGGCCGCAGGGGCUCAAGCUCGCCGCUGCCAUGAACUUCCGCUUCCCAGAGUACUCGCCCGUCCGGCUGUCAAAUCUCAUCCCAUUUGCCUCUCCGGAAGCCAUUGAUCUCAUGACGCUGCUCUGCUUCUCAACCCCUCAACAUGACCCGUUUCUCCUUUCUCCCUUCACCCCCACUCCCCCUCCCCACCUCCCCCCCCCACUUCCAACGCCAGUACUCGCCCAUCCCGCUGUCAAAGCUCAUCCCAUCGGCAUCCCCAGAAGCCAUCGACCUCAUGACGCUGCUGUGCUCCUGGGACCCCGCCAGACGACCCACGGCUGCACAGUCACUGCAACACCCCUUUUUCCUGAGCGGAAUCCAGGUCCCCCCAGUCAUGCCGUCACCCAAGCCGAACCCAACCAAUUCCAGCCGCACCCACCCAGUAACAUCGCCACACCUCCCGGCCCUUCCGCAAGCCGCCAGCAAGCCAUACAGCCACCUGGAUGA
This is a messenger RNA of Closterium sp. Yama58-4, 1152 nucleotides long. The record is from the annotation of a GenBank genome assembly. Lineage: Eukaryota; Viridiplantae; Streptophyta; Zygnematophyceae; Desmidiales; Closteriaceae.